CAGCAGUAGAACACCAACACCAACAGGCGCGCACUUCGCCUCUCCACAUUCCUUCCCCCUUUAAUUGCUAGCAUUGUUGGGCAUGGGAAAGGCUUCUGUCGGCGGAUACCGGGCUUUGUCGCGCUCUUAGUUUGACUGCAUCGCGCGCGUGAACAAGCGCCACAACUCUUCAACCUCACUCAACAGGAACAAAGCUCAUCUCGCGUGCACUGCGCGAUCAACCGCCAUCAUGAGUGCGCAAACAAUACAGCAGUUGGAGUCAGCCCGGUCACUCGCGUUGGGCGACGGUAGAUACUAUCCUACCAUUAUACCGGGCGUGCUUCCUAUCAUCGGUUACAGUGCAGACCAAACUAUUGAGAUUCAGCGAUGGGGUGCCGAUUUCCUAGCUGAGGCUUUUGCGUCCCCAACAUGGCCUCCAGAGGCGAAGGAGAACAGCGCUUCGUCGGUGCUAGCUACACUAAAGGCCUACUUGGAGAAUGUCCCGGACAAAAGCGUCAUCAAGAGCGCUGUCCAGGCGGCUGCAAGCGUGUAUCCGCUCGUUUACAGACACAUUGUAUCCGACCCCAGCGAUGCUCAGCAUUGGCAGCUCAUGUCCGCCAUCAAAUCGAACAUCUUGCGACGAAUGGAUACAGCCACCCCCGGCGUGCGAAUAUGCUGCAUCAAGUUCCUCCAGCAGGUAGUUCUGGUUCAGACGCCAGGCGUGCUAGACCCUCGGCGACCUGACCACAACGAUAUAUCCCUCGCCCUUGUCUCGCGCGACCACCCCCUUAUACCGUAUGCGAGUCUGGAGGCAGAAGGACACGGACUGCUAGAUCGGUUAUUGGAUAUCAUACAUGGAGAUCACAGUGAUGGGCUGCUCGUAACAGGCACGCUCAACAGCUUGGGCAUGCUGAUUCACCGCCGCCCUGUUGCCGCGAACAAGAUACUGAACAGUGUUCUCAACUUCAAUCCUCUAAAGCUCGCAAACUCGCCUAUGUCGCCGAAGAACAAGGUCAUCAUGAAGUCGAUAGAACGCACAACACGGGCGUUACUCAUGAACAUAAUGAAGAGGAAUCCCGAGAACCCAGUCAAUGGCCGGAUACAGCAAUUCCUCGAGCGCAUGCAUCGCAUGCGCAUCGAUGUCUUCGAUGAAUCUAAUCGUAAAAGACCAGCACCCAGUGAGCCAAUUGAUGGGCUCGAUCCAGCUAAGAGACAGCGACUAGGUGCUGAAGCUCCAAGUCGCACACCUCCAGUUGCUGCACCUCCGCUUCCUCCAGGUCCAGUGAGCUGGCGCCAAUUGUACACUCUGAACCCAGAAGGCAGCACAGUGAACUUUGAUGUGCAAGCUUUCAAAGACCCCGAGCAAUUGCUAAGGAUCCUUGUGCCCGUUCUACAAUCUGUCGACGGAACGAAGCUCGAUCAGGCUAUCAGUAUCGUUCGCUCUCGUUAUGCAACUUUCAUGCACUCCGGACCCAGAACCACCGCGGCGCAACAUGCGGCAGUUCCCGUCGCAGAGGACGAGGAAGAAUACGAACCCGAUUUCGAACCCGAAGAUGCUGAGCAACUAAUUAACAAACUUGAUGGUCUACCCCCUACUGACUUUCCUGCUCAAACGGCACCAACUACUGCCUUAGCACCGUACAAGCUUCCUGAAGCACCUCAAUUAUCCGAACAGGAGGCUCAGAAAUAUGGGGACAUGACCAUUCAUCGAGCCUUUGGUAUGUUAAGUAGUGUUGAAGAGAGCCAUAAGAGCAAGGUUACAAAAGGCGGAUUCAACAGGCUCGCCGCGACCGACUAUAGUAGAGAUGCUUGGGUCACUAUUCUAUCAAGGCUGGCUACGAGGGCAAGCGCUGGCCUUGAUGAUCCUGAACAGGGCGUCAAAGAUGAGUAUGCUGUCAAGAGCGCAAAAGGAAGCUUGAAGAUUAGUGACGCUGUAAGAGACGGACUGUAUCAGUACAUAAUGUACGACUGGAAGAAACGAAUCGACGUUGCGAUAUCUUGGCUUAACGAGGAGUGGUACAACGACAUCAUACUCGCUCAAUCUGCUAAAGAUUCUACCAAGAACGGCGCUGCCAACGGACACACAUCAUCGACCCCCGGCGAGCCAAAGGGAAACUAUCACCGUUGCGCACUCCGCCUCAUGGACGGCAUAUUGCCCUACGUCGAGCACACAGACAAAAUCUUACUCCGCCUUCUGUCCGAGGUUCCAGCACUAGACCACGAGAUUCUCAUCCGGUUGAAGAAGAUGGCCGAGGACCCGGAACGCAUUGACCUCGCAUGCAGUGCGCUGCAAUAUCUAUACAUGUUCCGCCCGCCCCUCAGAACUAUCGUAGUGGACGUACUAGCGGAGAUGUGGAAAGAAAAUGACCGUGCAAAACAGAGCGCGCGGAAAUUGCUAGUUAGGUGGCGACCUGAGGUACUUGGUGAAGAGACGUCUAGUACGCCAACCAUGAAGACUGAGGAGGGCCAGCCAGCGAAGGAGAGUGCGAAUGGGGCGCUGGAGGUUAAAGCUGUUUCGUGAGCGGCAAGAUGCAGGGAAUGCGAGGCACAGAGAUCCCAUUCCGUUUCUGAAUCCGUUUUGGACAUAUGUAUACCUAGCAAAUCGCGCUCAGACACGCGUAUUAACUGUAUUAUGGCAUGGGCAACUGGGCAACAUGCGCACACGUUCCAUUAGAGUUCUGGUCAUUAAUAUAGUUGCAUCCUAGUGCAGGAUCGCGUUUCAAAUGGACCUACAUACGAUCCAAUUAAGUUGGAAGAUUUGAC
Messenger RNA from Cucurbitaria berberidis CBS 394.84, 2742 nucleotides. RefSeq lists its product as uncharacterized. The record is from RefSeq and is a predicted model, not a curated record. Gene Ontology annotation, cellular component: mRNA cleavage and polyadenylation specificity factor complex. The coding region runs from base 230 to 2500 and encodes 756 amino acids. The transcript has 6 exons. Lineage: Eukaryota; Fungi; Ascomycota; Dothideomycetes; Pleosporales; Cucurbitariaceae.